UCUGUGUUUAAGUGAAGCUUGGAGUUUUGGAAAUAUUUUAAUUUAUAUAGAGUUACAGUUCAACCUUUGAUUUUAUCAGGUAUAACUGAAACUUUUCAUGUUUUAUUUAUCUUUUUUAUACUUUGCAUAUUUUUUUAAUGUUCCAUUUUUAUUUUCCUCAUAAAAGACUAAGACGAAAACAUCAGAAAUUGUAUUAAAAACUUUGUCCAAAGUCUAAUAUUUAGUCCAAUUUUGGAUAAUUUUUGUAUUUUUCUAUUUAAACAUACUUUGUAUCCCUGUUUUAUAUUUUACAAUAAAUAUAGCGUAAUAAAUUACCCUCCAUUGCAUUCAAUAGAUGAAAGUUGAUAUACUUUUUAUAUAAAAUGAAAUAUUCACAAUCUAAUAUGCUAUUUAUUUGCAAAUAAAUUAUUUUCAACUAUACCUUUCCUUUGCAAUAUAAAACGUAACGUCACACAUAAUUAUAAUAUAUGAAACACGGAUGAAACAAUGCUCAACAAACGUUAUUUUUUGAACGCUUUAUAAACUUAUUUCUAUUUAAUUUUUAAAUACUUCGACUCUUAUUGCAAGAAAAACUAUUCCAAAUUUAAACCCUGCAUAUUGUUUUAAUUUGACUAAACAUCAAUUUGCACCUUGCGGACUUGCUCUCAACCUCUGUUAAUCUAUUCCUUUUGAUCUAUGCGUAUUUUGUUGAACGGUAUUUUUAUUUUGAUCAUAUCGUAAUUUAUUCUUCCAAUUUAUCAAUUGACCAAUUAUCUGUUCAAUACAUUUUCAUUUAAUCUAUUAAAAUAAUAAAUUAUUUAUAAAAGUAAUUGCCACACAGGUCAUACAUAAUUAUAAUAUGUGAAACACGGAUGAAACAAUGCUCAGCAAAUGUUUUUUGAAUGGUUUAAAAAUUUCUUUUCAUUUUUUUUAAUACCUCGACUCUCUUAAAAGACUAUUCCAAGUUUACCCUGCAUAUGGUUUUAGUUCGACUAAUCAAUUUCCACCUUGCUGACUUGUGCUCAUCCUCUGCUAAUCUAUCCCUUUUGAUCUAAGCGUAUUUGAUUGAACGGUAUUUUUAUUUUGAUCAUAUCGUAAUUUACUCUUCCACUUUUUUCAAUUGACCAAUUAUCUGUUCAAUACAUCUUCAUUUAAUCUAUUAAAAUAAUAAAUUAUUUAUAAUUGUAAAAUAUGAAACAUGACAAAAACGUGACAAAAAAUUAAUAAACGUGACAAAAAAUAAUAAUCAUUUUCAGACUAUACUUAAAAGUCCUUUUCCAUAAAAAUAUGAUAAUACACUGAGAAAAAUGCUGUCUGAUUUUUGUACAUAUGAUAUUCUGAUUUUUGGAAUAUAAAUAAAUUAAAAACAAAUAUAAUUAUGUGAGACUUACAAUAAGUAUGUGCCAUAUUCAAAAUUGACAUCUUUAUAGCUCGAGCUUCGCAGAGAGAGCAGUCUAAUGAAUGGCCUCUAUACACUGGAGAUAUUUAUGUCCAUAUUGAAGAGUUUUUCCUACACAAAGUAGGGAAUUUGCUUCAAUAUGGACAUAAAUUGCUGUAGUGUAAGGAGUCCAUAAGGGGUAUUAUUUUGGUAGAAUUUUGAAAUUUUGAGGUUUCGGGUUUUCGUCACAAAAAGCGCGACGUUAAAACGUCACGUUGUUUGUGCGUCUGCCCGUCUGGCAGUUACCACGCCCGGAGGCCAAACGUUUGGAGAUAGAGACUUUGGAUCUUCGGGGGAUCUCCCCAAAAGUUGACUCUGGGACCAUUAACAUGCCACUCCUUUCCUUUAAAAUAAGCAAUCCCAAGCUUGAAAACAAGCAGCUUUUUGGAUACGUUUUAGAAAUUACCCAGGCGGACAUUUCGUCCUUGUACGAAAAUACCGUUUAAUCAUACCUAAUAGGUUUUGUAAGGGUAUUAUUAAUCGUUUCGAGAUAUUGUAUUACAAGGUAAUAAUUUUUACAAUGUCUAUAUCCCGUAUUAGAGGGAUCUGCUAAGUCCAUUGUAGACCGCCCAGGAGCGCCUUCCCAUGGUGUGGAUGCUUCUGCCAUGUUUCCGGAAUUGUUGGGCGAAGGCGGUGCAUUAUACAUAUUACGUCACUAUUACAUGAGAUAAUUGUUUAAAUCAGCCAUUCAAAUCUUUGCACCGGGCGGGACUCGAACUCACAACUGUGACAUAGCCAUCGCUCUUGCUUAUUGCGCUAGUGAGAUACCCUUUUGCAAGGUAGAAGAUUUAAAAGUCUCUAGAGAGCGCAUUUAUCAACCCAAUGGGGUUAUGAUUGGCUUAUUGGAAAGGUCUUGGAUUUUUUAACACGUAUGAACUAGUUUCAAACGGUUCUGAGCCUGUAAUGAACCGAUUAAGGAAAUUAUACACGGUGAUGACCUUUGUGCUUUCUUCUCCAUUAUUCUCUCAGUACGACGUUUCGGAGACACUCCUUUCAAUUGUUAGAUGUGAUUCUUACAUAUUCACGCAUAUUUUUAUGUCAAAUGAACAACCAUGCAUAACUUUAGUGCAUGUUUUUUAGCUUAGUUUUUAAAUUUUUCUAGAAAAUAAUUUUUUUUGCAGAAAUAUAGAUUUAUUGUAAAUGAAAAAUGUAAUCGGAGAAAAGGAUAAAAAAUACAGAAUCAACAAUAAAGCCUUUCUAUUACCAUAUUUAAAUAAUUAAACAAGGAUUUUUUCCCUAAUAAUUGAAACUUCCUUACUUUUCUCAAAAAUAUUUUUUUCCAAAAUCUCACGUCAAGUAUCUUGAUAAAAUUCUGCAGUACUAAUACCCAAAUAAAAUUCCAAUUAUUGAUUUAGGUGUUGCCUCUGAAACUCAUGUUAAACUACUUAAAGCUGAGCUUGGGUAGAUAAAAACCUCAUAAAAAAAAGUUAUGUCUUCCGUGCAAUUUGGCCGACUUUUAAUUGCUGUCGUUCUUUUUUUUUGUACAUCGCAUCUUAAGAUAAAUUUUAAAAUCCCGUUUAAUCGUCUUUAUUUCUCAGUCAAUGAAUGACUUAAAGUUGACCGUUAUGCCGAAAUGUGGAGUAAAUUUGGAGAGUUUGGUCAAGAUUUCAGCCCAGGUUUCUACUCAGAUCUAAAAAUGUGGCCGUCGAUGAAGGUUGUUCUCGUGAGUGCUUUCUUUUGCAUUUCCGCGAUUCAGUGCAAAUCCCAAAAUGGGGACUUAGUCGUAUGUCCGCGAUGUGGAUGUAUCUUGGGAACAGUGCUACCAGGACAUCAGAGACCCUAUGAGGCGUUUCUUGGUGUCCCCUAUGCUAAGCCUCCUGUUGGAAAACUCCGUUUCCGUAGUCCCUUACCAGUUGAACCUUGGUAUCCGACAAUUUGGAAUGGGACUUUCUCCAGGAGCACCUGCAUCCAGAAGAUUUAUGCAUCCUGGCUUACUGUAAGUACUGGUGAGGAGGACUGUCUGUACAUGAAUAUCUACCGUCCCAUGAGGAAGAAGACUCGGAAGCACCUGCCAGUGAUAGUUCUGAUCACAGGAGGAGGAUUUUCAAUUGGGACUGGAAACAAUGUGGAUUUUUCUCCGGAUUACAUUAUGAACCGGAAGGAUAUUAUUUUAGUUGUCCUCCAGCAUAGACUUGGGGUCUUUGGAUACCUUUGCUCAGGUACCACCGCAAGCCAGGGGAAUUUCGGCCUCAAGGAUCAACAGCUUGCUCUUGAGUGGAUUAGAGACAAUAUAGAAACUUUUGGCGGGAACUCUCAAUUGGUUACCCUUCUCGGUCAGGGAUCAGGCUGUGCUGCAGUGAUGAUGCACAUGAUGAAUGCCAAAUCAUCCCUCCUCUUCCAUCAAGUCAUCCUCCAGAGUGGAUCUCUGGCCCAUUGGGCACUGCUGAAGAACCCCAAGAGUCACUUCAAACGUCAAGCAAGGUAUGCAGGUAUUGUGGACUACAAAAGUCUCACCACCAAGGAAAUUGUGUCCAAACUACGGAAGGUCGAUGCUGAGAUAUUGAGGGAGAGUUCUGAUAGAUUCAAGUUCUGGCACUUUGAUCAUCUUGUGAACUACAGACCAUGCAUUGAGAAGGAGACUUGGAAAGAUCCUUUCCUCACUGUCAACCCUUACGUGGCAUGGGCCAAUGGAACAUACUAUCCCAAGCCCAUCCUGAUCACUUUCACACCCAAUGAUGGGACCUAUCGGGCACCUAUUUUAACCAAUGACACUCUUCUAGGAGAAUUCAAUGAAGGAAUGCGAGAAAUCCUACCAAAACUCUUGGAAUUUCCAUCCAAAUACGUUGAUAACGUGCUGAAUUACUACUUCGACGGGGAUACCCCUUUUAUUCAAUCAGGGAAUGAGCACAUCUUCAUCAAUGUAAGGAAUAUCUUACGUAUACUAAUUUUUAAUUAUCUUCUUGGCUUUUAUUCUCGAAAUCAGGAGAAAAUUUUUCCAUGUGAAUACUUCAGAGACUGAUUAAGUUUAAACGAAUUUAUACCAUUUCAAAACAUUUUUACAGGAAGAUUGUGAGAAAAUCAUUAUUGUAUUUCACUGUGAGAAUUUUAAGCUAUAUUUUUUUUAUUCUUAAUUUUUUUCCGUGAAUUUUUCAGUUUAAACUCUAAUAGAGAUCUCAUCGAUGAUGAGAGUUCAACAGAUUCAUCGUGAGAAUUGUCAUUUACGAAAUUUUGGUGAGAAUAAUCAAAAAGACUUCCGAAAAAGCGAUUCACUAGAGUGUGACAAACUCCGUGACAAGUCUCAUAUGAUAGAAAAGUCACUAAUUUCAAAAUGGAUAACAAAAUAACUCUUACUUUUGAUACACAAACAAAGCAAAAAAUAAAUUAGAUAAAUUUAAUUUUAAAAUUCUCACGACAUAGGAGAUCGCUUCGAAGCUUCAGUCUACGGAAGCUUCACAUCUUUCGAUCUUUUUCCUAUCUUUCGUAAUGACUUUCAUCAGGUGCUUUUCAGGAAAUGUGAAGGAAAGGAUAAAAUUACUGAUAACGGCCAAUUUCUUAAGGAAUAAGGGAAAAAUCGAGUGUACGAAAUUUCCUUCGUUCGAUGCUUCAAAACCGUUCCUUAAUUUGCAAAAAUCGAAUAAACUCAUAUGACUUUUUCACUUGAAAACUCACCCGUAACAAUAAUUCUAACAAGUACGCUUAAUUUCCUGAUAAGAAGAAAGAUAAUUGAGUAAUAAAAGAUCAAUCGAAAAACUCAUUUUGCCAUAAAUUCGUAAAAUUCGCUUGGGAAUAUUUUCCCAUGAGAAAUUUUCACAGAAACUCAAGAUUAAUACGCCUAAUUUGCCUAAUCUAUUUUUUUCUUCUGUCUUUCAGAUGAUCAGUGAUCGCUACUUUCAUCAAUCACUCUAUAACAAUGUCAAGCAAUUCCGUGAAAAUGUUUACACAGAAAAAAUUCCCAUUCACAUUUAUAAAUUCAACUUCCAGAGUGAGUUCCGGUAUACCAAGAGAACUACAAAUACUGAUCGAGAUUUCGGAGUUGGAUACCGAGAUGAUUUGCUAUUUAUGUUUCGUAUUCCAAGUCGUUUCCCUGACAUUCAAUUGGGAUCCAUUGAAGCUCGUAUGAGUGACCUUUAUGUUAGGGUAUUGGCCAAUUUUGCUGCCCAUGGUAAAAAGUUAUCUUGGAUAAGUCACAAGAAAUGUACAGCAGAAGUUAAUGGAUUUUGCAGCUAUCAAGAAUUUUCUAAAUAUUCCGAUUCCAUCAAAGAAGAAGUUCUGGUAAAGGUAUCUGAUGAAUUUCGCAUGGAUGCUGCUGAAUUUUGGAAUGAAAUCGACGAAAGAAAGUGAAACCAUGCAUAAUUAUAUUUUCCACUUGCCUUUCUGCCAUCCAGAAUAGCACUAAGACUUUGGACUUUGAGAUUUAUUUUCAUUGAUUUUUAUGCCAUGUACUCAAACCCGUUCUUCAAAAACGAAAGUAACAAUGUAACGUAUCAAUUUACUGUAGUUUUAUAGAUUUCAUAAAUAAAUAUUUCAUAGCUAUUGUUAAUUACAUAGUAGUAUCAUAUAAAUAUUUAUCAUCUAAUAGGAUUAAACAUUAUAGUUUAUGACUUAUCCAUCAACAGAUCGGAAUUCUUGUUUAAUUCUUGCCGAUAAAUACAUCUUCAGGAUUCAAGAUGAAAUGCACUAAAAAUGAUAAAUGGAUUAUUGUGUAAUAUUUAGUGGAUUAGUAGAAAAGUUGGGAAGAGUACUUUUCCGCUAUCAACUGAAAAAAUGAAUGGCGUAAGAUGUUUAUGGCUUUUCAAUGGCAAGUUAAGGCUUAUUGUUAAGAUUAUUAUCAGACAAAUAGGCAGGUAUAUUUUAUGGUUGUUGCAUAAAUUUUACAGCCAAAAAUUUUCUACGAAUAAUUAUUUACUUGCAGAAUGUUUGCGGUCAAAAAAAAAGGUUUUUCCAUUAAGUUUUUUGAUCUAUGUAUUGCGCAAUUUUUAUCAGAAUUUUAUUUUAUGACUGACAAAUCAAAAAUUAAAAAAAAAAUAUGAUCAAUUUGCGGUAAAAGUUAUACGGACAGUCAAUUUGAUUAGGAUAUUUGCGUUUAUUCGUUAUAAAAAAAUAGGUUUAAAAACAUGCCUAGCGUUGGUAUGACUAGCUAGAAAUUUAUGUAAUCGAAAAGAUUAUCCCAUUAAAAUUUGAUUCAGCUCAAUAUGACAAUUGUCAUCAGUGACAAAAAUCACGAGAGAACUCUAAAUUGCAUUCAUCUGCAUACCAAAAACAAUUUGACUAAUCUCAUCAAAACGCGAGAAAGUCAUGGAGCAGAUUUUUCAUAUUUCUGAGAAUUGUCAUUAGGACAAAUCUCAUAAGAAUAGUCACGAGCUAAGAUAAAAGUUUAGCAACAAUGUGUAAGCCUAGCAUUAGUACAACAGGUCUGAUUUUUUUAACAAAAAAAAUAUAUAAAUAAAUUUAAGGAAAUAGAAACGGAGGAAUUUGAAAGCAGAUUCAGCUCAAAAUGAGAAUUGUCAUAAGUGAGAAUAAUCGCGAAAGAUUUUGAAAAAGCAUUCAGCUGAGUACCAGAUACCUUACGACUAUUCUCAGCAAAAACGAAAAAAGUCAUGGAGUGGAUUCUGCACAUUUGUGAGAUUGUCAUAUGAAUAAAUUUCAUGACAAUAAUCACGAGAUAACACAAAAAAUUAGCAACUAUGUGAAAUGUGAUAAUUUGAUAAAUGUAAAUCGUCGUAUAUUCGAAAGCUUAAGCUAGACCUCCCAAGAAUAGUUCAAAUGUGAGAAUUCUUACAAAUUUACAGAAUAUGUAUACAAAAUUUUUAUCACUGGUGAGUUUAAUCAUGAGAUUUAUGAAAUACAGGUAAAAUAUUUAAAAAGAUGACCAAAAUUUUGUUGUCCUGAGCCCUGAGAUACUAAAAGUAUCCACUCCUUAGGGUCCAAAACACGGAGCUCCAUACUCCCGUUCACUCGAUAGAACCAAGAUUGAUUCCCUUUCUCUACGAACACCUAGUUACGGUACCCUUCUCGAGAGGGAAAUGACUAUCUUGUUUCAAAUUACGGUAGUUGUGUUGUGAUCUUAACAUAAAUACUGACUUCUACAAUUUUACAUAUAUGACAAAUCUCACAAGUGUGAAGAGUCCUUGCACAUGAUUAUUGUCCUAUAUGAGAUUAGUCAUGGGAUUUAUUAAACGCAACAGAGUGCAAUUUUGAAUUCUGACUAUUUUCUCACUGAGCUGAAGAGGAGAAUGACGGAGCUUCUUGCGUUUUUAAAUGACAUUAAACAAAGUUUUACUCAAAAUUAUGUUCUUUCUGUAGUCUUCCGUGCAUGAAAUUGCUCCAUGCUCCCCUAAAAAGUUGCUUUAAAUAUUUACCUCAACUGUCAGUCAAUGCAUUUCAAAUUAUUAUUUUAAUUAUUGCUGGUAAAGAUAAUUUAUUGAAUUAAUAAUCUUGUUAUUUUAUUUAUAGAGAAAUUAACAAAGCGUAAGAUUGGUGUGACAACGUUGACUAUUAUUUGUGUUUGAACUUCACUUUCCAAAUUAGAAGUAAUUAGUAAAAAAAAUACCUACUAUGCCAUUAUCUUGUUGACUUUCUAUAUAUCUAGCCGAACUUACUGAAUUUUUGUUAAGUUUGUGGAAAUUAAUUAUUUACUCAAAGAAUUUCAAUGAAAUCUUCAAAAUUCCCCUUUGCUUCUUGACGUCAUAAUUGUUAAACGUAACUAAGAACGUAUAGGGUGAAAGGAACGUCUGUUCGACAGGGAACCCCUAUUGACACUCUCAUCAAAACAUUGAAAUUUAUUUAAUAUAAAUUGUUUAUAUCUAGUGAAAUUCAUGUAAUCUGACCUGCUUUCCUUUAACCUACCCUUUUCUAGAACUGUUCUGCGAAUUUAAGAAGGUUUUAAAAAGGUUUAAGCCAUUUCAA
Messenger RNA from Phlebotomus papatasi, 8263 nucleotides. Its product is annotated as juvenile hormone esterase-like. The transcript has a single exon. Bases 2991 to 4376 code for a protein of 461 amino acids. Lineage: Eukaryota; Metazoa; Arthropoda; Insecta; Diptera; Psychodidae. The record is from RefSeq and is a predicted model, not a curated record.